Zophobas morio is the source of this 1692-nucleotide messenger RNA. Its product is annotated as beta-parvin. The transcript has 6 exons. Gene Ontology annotation, biological process: substrate adhesion-dependent cell spreading; cell projection assembly; establishment or maintenance of cell polarity. Gene Ontology annotation, molecular function: actin binding. The record is from RefSeq and is a predicted model, not a curated record. Lineage: Eukaryota; Metazoa; Arthropoda; Insecta; Coleoptera; Tenebrionidae. Bases 55 to 1461 code for a protein of 468 amino acids. Gene Ontology annotation, cellular component: actin cytoskeleton; focal adhesion; cytoplasm.
CAUUCAAGAUAGUUCCUACACGCUCUAUUCCAACAAUAAAACCAAUUUCGAAAAAUGGAAGACAAGCUAGAACGGCCCGAGUGCCAAAUUUUAUUCCGCCAAUCCUCCCUCGAAACCCGACUAUACCCCGUCGACCCGUCAGAAGAGUCGUCCGAAUCCAGCGACGAAGAAGUCAAAACUUUGACGUCGCCACCCAAAAUCGUCGACUUCAAAAUGAAAACGCCCCCGAAAGACACCCAAGAACAAUUCACACCUGAGGAGAAAGAAGACAAAAACGACAAAGCAACGGCAGUAUAUUUAAUGAAAAUGAUUUCACCGAAGCCGCGCCAAACUCCCCUAGACGGCGAUGACAGAGAUCCAGAAAUGGCGACCGUAAGGCCUAAAUCUCCGCGGACUGUGGGGGCGAAAAACGACAAGGAAGAGUCGAUUUGGGACAAGUUGGGGACUCUGGGCCGGAAAAAACGCAUCAAGGAAGUUCAAGAGGUGCAAGCUGAGGGAAAGUAUGCGAUCGACUCACCGGGGAACCCCUUGAAUCCCGUGACACCUCCAGAAGAGUAUGAUUUGGAGGACCGAGAGGAACGUUGCAUGGUGGAGCCUCGCUCUUACGAAGACCCUAAAUUCAGGGAGCUGAUCCAAGUGUUGAUCGACUGGGUGAACGACGAAUUAGCAUCCCAAAGAAUAAUAGUCCAAGAAUUGUCUGAAGACUUGUACGAUGGUCAAGUGUUGCAAAAACUCCUCGAAAAACUCACGAACGAUAAGCUCGACGUGCCCGAAGUCACUCAAUCUGAAGAAGGCCAAAAACAGAAGCUCUCUGUGGUGUUAGCACACUUCAAUCAAGUUUUGGGGGUGCAGCGUCUCGAACACCGAAAGUGGAGCGUCGAAGCCAUCCACUCCAAAAACAUCGUUCCAAUUUUACACUUGCUGGUAGCUCUAGCCAGACACUUCAGGCCCCCGGUGCGUCUACCGGAACACGUGUCUGUGUCGAUGGUAGUAGUGCAGAAGGUAGGGGGUCAGUUGACCCAUCGCGUGGUCAAAGAAAUCAUCACCGCUGCUUACGAUGACGUGGGGAUGAGGUGCGAACGCGACGCUUUCGAUACGUUGUUCGAUCACGCCCCCGAUAAACUCCAAGUAGUCAAAAAGAGCUUGGUGACGUUUGUUAAUAAACACCUCAAUAAAAUUAAUCUGGAAGUGAGCGAUAUUGAGACGCAGUUCCACGAUGGGGUGUAUUUGAUUAUGUUGAUGGGGCUGUUGGAGGGGUUUUUCGUGCCGCUGUACAGUUUUCAUGCCACACCAAAGGAUUUCGAACAGAAAGUGCACAAUGUGUCAUUUGCGUUCGAAUUGAUGGAGGAAGUGGGUUUGAAGAGACCGAAAGCGAGGCCUGAAGACGUUGUGAAUUAUGAUCUGAAGUCUACACUGAGAGUGCUUUAUAACCUCUUCACAAAGUACAAAAGUCUUUUGUAGAAAUGUAUGUAGAUACGUAGUGCCUUAAUUCCUCUUAUCCAAGUGACAUUCUUCCUAAUGCGUCUCUUCCCAAGUGUGCUUUACAUACCGUUUUCACUUUUAAUAUAUUACAAGUAUUAUGAUGGUUAUUGAAUCUUGACAAUUUAUUUUUUAACGUUCUUGAUGUUAAUGUGUUUAUACACUAAUGUAAAUAACUUGUAUAAUUUUAUAUUUAUUAAAACUUAAAGUGGC